AUGUUAUAUGUCAACAGACUACACAAACCGAAGAAAGUUCCACAAGGUCCGUUGGUGAUUCCCGCCCUUAACAAUCGAGACUGGCGUGAAAUGGUCCGUAGAAGACGAACUACGAAUCAAUUUGUUCCCGAUUCUGCGAAGACGGGACAACCAGGAGCUGACGGUAGUGUUGGGGGCCUCGGAACUCGAGAGAGGAUUGGAGAUGGCUCACAGCUGGCAGGGCUGCAGGUGCGCAAGAAAGAAGUCAGCAUGGUCAAAAUGGAGGCAGAAGAUUCUGAGAUGAAGGAAAACACGGUGAAGGAGGAAGGGAUUGUCGUACAGAAAGUAGAAGAAACGGAGGAUCAACAGGCUCUUCGUGCGAUUCUUGCUGGUAUAGAUGGAAUGGGCGAGGACUCAGGUAUCCAAAUUUCCUCCAUCCCAACGCCAAUAUCAGAGGGAGACGCCUACAAACAAGAUGUCCAGGAACUCCCUGACUCUGCCACCCUUGACGACUACAGCCGGGUUCCCGUGGAUCAGUUUGGAGCUGCCUUGUUGAGAGGAAUGGGAUGGAAGGAGGGUACUGCGGCAUCGCGUAAAGGCAAAGGUAUUGCUGAGCCUUACAUACCUGAAUCACGGCCCGCCUUACUUGGUAUUGGCGCGAAGGAGAUGGAAACCUUCGACGAUGGUGGUGGGAAAAGAUCUAAACGUCCCGAGCGCAGAUACGUGCCGGUCAUCAAGCGAGAUAAGAAUGGCGUUGCGGAUGAGUCAAAUGCAGGGAAGAAGGAUCUUAAUAGAGGUAGCGAACGAUAUCGAGAGCGUUCAAUUUCACCAAGGCGAGAGUCGCGAACCCCGUCGAGGCGAAGCUCUCCCGACCGAAGAGACUACGAUGAUAGACGCCGAGAUCGGGACGAGAGGCGGCACGACUACGAUCGUGAUAGAGACCGUGAAUAUAGACGCAGAGAUGAUAGGGACAGAGACCGAGAUAUGCGACGAGACAGAUCAAGAGACCGAAGAAAGGGUGGCUCGCAAUAA
This is a messenger RNA of Marasmius oreades (fairy-ring Marasmius), 1011 nucleotides long. RefSeq lists its product as uncharacterized. The transcript has a single exon. Gene Ontology annotation, cellular component: spliceosomal complex. Gene Ontology annotation, biological process: mRNA splicing, via spliceosome. The record is from RefSeq and is a predicted model, not a curated record. NCBI's taxonomy places the organism in Eukaryota, Fungi, Basidiomycota, Agaricomycetes, Agaricales, Marasmiaceae. Gene Ontology annotation, molecular function: nucleic acid binding. Bases 1 to 1011 code for a protein of 336 amino acids.